Molecule: messenger RNA, 1642 nt
Organism: Parasteatoda tepidariorum (common house spider)
Lineage: Eukaryota; Metazoa; Arthropoda; Arachnida; Araneae; Theridiidae
Gene: step
Product: cytohesin steppke
Biological process (GO): regulation of ARF protein signal transduction
Molecular function (GO): guanyl-nucleotide exchange factor activity
Source: RefSeq, a predicted model, not a curated record
CCUCUUGCGGCGAAACGUCAUUCUGAUUAUUUUAUUGAUGAGGUAAGACGUGUUGCGUAGGUGUGUUGUUGUUGUUGAAACGUAGGUGUUGUUCAAUGAUGUCGAUUUAGUUUCGAAUUUAAUGUUUACCUGAAAGAUAGUUGGAUAGUAUUUCUUACUAUUACUUGUCAGCCCUCUUUACUUUUCCACUUAAAAAGUUCAAUGAUUUGAGUGUUGUGCAGUCCAGUAAAAAUGGGUGUCCAAUCCGCAUCAGAUUUGACCCCGGAGGAACAGCAAUUAUUAUCGGAUAUACGACGUAGAAAAGAGGAAUUACUACGCGAGAUCCAACAAUUGAAGGAUGAAAUUACUGAAGUCACUGCUGAAAUGGAGAGGUUGGAAGCACAAGAUGAAUGCAAAAGCAAUACUAAAGCAAAACAGCUUUCAACGGGUAAAAAGAAAUUCAAUAUGGACCCGAAAAAAGGAAUCGAAUACUUGAUCGAGCAUGGUCUACUGAAAGACACAGCUGAAGAUGUUGCACAGUUUUUGUACAAAGGAGAAGGUUUAAAUAAGACUGCUAUAGGAGAUUAUCUUGGUGAAAGGAAUGACUUUAAUAUUAAAGUUUUAGAUGCAUUUGUAGAACUGCAUGAUUUCACAGAUCUUAUACUUGUACAGGCUCUAAGACAAUUUUUGUGGAGUUUCCGUCUUCCGGGAGAGGCCCAAAAAAUAGAUCGCAUGAUGGAGAAAUUCGCACAACGAUAUUGUCAAUUGAAUCCUGGUGUUUUUAGUAAUACAGAUACGUGUUAUGUCUUGUCUUUUGCCAUUAUAAUGUUGAAUACUUCUUUACACAAUCCUAGUGUAAAAGAAAAGCCUACUGUAGACACUUUCAUUACAAUGAAUAGGGGUAUAAAUAAUGGUGGAGAUCUUCCCAGAGAACUUCUGGAGGGUCUUUAUGACAGUAUAAAGCAAGAACCUUUCAAAAUUCCUGAAGAUGACGGCAAUGAUCUCAUGCACACGUUCUUCAACCCAGAUAGGGAAGGAUGGUUAUGGAAACAAGGUGGUCGUUAUAAAAGUUGGAAGCGAAGGUGGUUCAUUCUCAACGAUAACUGUUUAUAUUACUUUGAAUAUACUACAGAUAAGGAACCUAGGGGGAUUAUUCCAUUGGAGAAUGUUCAGGUUAGAGAAGUAGCAGACAGGAACAAACCGAACUGCUUUGAACUGUUCUCUGUGGGAAGUGAUCUAAUCAAAGCCUGCAAAACAGACUCAGAGGGGAAAGUAGUGGAGGGAAAGCAUACCGUCUAUAGAAUGUCUGCUGCCACACCAGAAGAGAAAGAUGAUUGGAUCAAGUGUAUUAGGCAAAGCAUUAGUCAUAAUCCAUUCUAUGAUAUGUUGGCUGCACGAAAAAGAAAAGCCCAACAUGUAAAAUAAAUUAUCUUUUAUAUUUGUACAUUUUGUGGAGUUGCCAAGAUUGUAAGCAUGCAUGUACAAUUGUGCUUUGCAAUUUUAAGUGAUAUAUUUGUUCAAAGUCCUCCAAAGAAGUAGCGAAUGAAAAAUAUUGGACUUUGUCAUAUUAUGUAUAUUUGUCUAUUUGUACUAUAAAUGAUUAAAUUGUGUAAAAAAAAGGUAGUUUUCUUUUAUUUAUUCAAAUAAAUGUAUAUAUUUUUAA